CAUAAUGAACUGUGCUGUGAUUAUUCUAUUAACAACAAGCUGCUUCACCUGGUGGUCUUCAGCUUUUUAUACCCCCACCAGAGCAGCACCCAAGAAGCUGAAGUAUCUCCUCGAUCCGCCUGUUUACGCCGAAGUUGUUGGCCGAAGGGGUGAAAAUGUCACCUUGCCGUGUAUCCUGAAAGCCAAACCCAGCCAUUACAGAAUCAAAUGGACAAAGCUGGAGCCCGGACAUGCGGGGCCGGAGAACAUUAUCAUGAUAUCAACCGCACAUUCCUCCAAGCCAUACGGCCAUCUUGGACCACGGGCGUCUCUCCGCAAUGCUCACAGCAUCGACGCCUCCCUGCAGCUCAGCCUUCUCAAGCUGGAAGAUAAUGGUGUUUAUCGCUGCGAGCUUGUGAACGGCAUCGAGGAUGAAAAUGUUGUCAUUACUUUGACGAUUGAUGGUGUGGUGUUCCCCUAUCAGAGUAAAAAGGGUCGUUACCAAUUAACCUUCCAUGAGGCUAAGGAGGCUUGUGCUGAGCAGGAUAGCACGUUAGCCACAUACGACCAGCUGUACAGAGCCUGGACGAAGGGAUUGGACUGGUGUAAUGCAGGUUGGCUCCACGAUGGAACUGUUCGUUAUCCGAUUAUUCAUCCUCGACCUGCCUGUAGAGGAGACUUACAGCCGGGAGUCCGCAGUUACGGACCGAAAGAUAAGAAUCACGAUCGAUUUGAUGCUUUCUGCUUCACCUCCGUAACAUCUGGCUCGGUGUUCUACAUAUCAGGAUCUUUCUCCUUCGAGCAGGCAGGACACGCCUGUAAGCGUCAGGUAGCUGAGCUUGCAUUGGUCGGCCAGCUUUACUCCGCCUGGCACUUCCAAAACUACGACCAGUGUGACGGCGGAUGGCUGAAGGACGGCAGUGUACGAUUUCCCAUCAAUAGCCCCAGGGAGCGCUGCGGAGGUAUCCCAGAAGCUGGAGUGCGCUCAUUUGGAUUCCCUAACAAGUCGAUGCAUCUGUACGGAGCGUAUUGUUAUAGGUAGCCUCAAAAUAAAAACAUA
This is a messenger RNA of Scomber japonicus (chub mackerel), 1039 nucleotides long. It is a transcript of the gene hapln2, whose product is annotated as hyaluronan and proteoglycan link protein 2. The record is from RefSeq and is a predicted model, not a curated record. The coding region runs from base 5 to 1021 and encodes 338 amino acids. The transcript is spliced from 5 exons. Gene Ontology annotation, biological process: cell adhesion. Gene Ontology annotation, molecular function: hyaluronic acid binding. Lineage: Eukaryota; Metazoa; Chordata; Actinopteri; Scombriformes; Scombridae.